AUGUUGAUGUUACCGAUGGAAGCUCAGCAUCACUUUGCAAACAUCCGAUUUGUCUGUACCCAAACCAGGAUGAAACGAUUAUUCACCUGUAUUCUGAUAGUCAUGAUAUUCCUGUUUCUGUAUGUGGAGCAUUUGAGAUAUGUGACAAAACAAAACGUCAACAAGUACAUACAGCGAAUACCUAAGGACGAAUCAUUACAGGUUUUCUUCUACAACCGGCCACGUGACUUCAGUCUCGAUGUCUUCAAACAUUGUGACUUCGCCUGCCACAUGGUAGAUACGGGAGACUACAAUAAAAGCUAUGCUGUUGUGUUCCAUUCCGCCACACUGUAUAACCAACAAUCUCUUCAGAAACAAAAUGGACAUAUUUGGAUAUUUUAUACAUUAGAACCCCCACACCGUCACCCCUCGGCCAAUAAACUUAAAAAGUGGCACCGUCUGUUUAACUGGACGAUCGGUUACAGAAGAGAUGCAGACAUUUUAAACAUGUAUGGACGAUUUAAAACCUUACCUACUGAACGACAAAAUGAGAUGAAACAAAAACUAAACUUAACGGGAUGGAAAGACAAAACAGAAUACGCCGCGUGGUUUGUUUCUAAUUGUUUCGACAAUGCUAAACGAGAGGAAUACGUGAACAUGGUUAAAAAAAUCAUAUUCGUUGACAAAUUCGGUAAUUGUGGACCGAUGAAAUGUCCAAAGUCACAGGACACAGAAUGUCAACGAAUGCUUAAGGAAAAGUAUAAGUUCUACAUGUCUUUCGAGAGUGAGCUUUGUCGUGAUUACAUAACGGAGAAAAGUUUCAAGCUUUACUGGGAUUACACCAACACCAUACCUAUAGUUAGGGGAGGUAGUAAUUAUAGCAUGUAUCUGCCGUCACACUCUUAUAUCAGUACACGGAGUUUUAAGUCCGUGAGAGAACUGGCGAAGCGUAUGCUUGUUUUAUCUAAAGACGUGACAAACUCCACACAGUACUUCCAGUGGCAGACAAAAUACUAUGUUGACUCCGUGGCACAAGAGCCAUUUUGUGAACUAUGUAAGAAACUUCACGAUCCAAUGAAAUAUCAACGUGUGUACGAUAACGUAAAUGAUUGGUUAAGAGGAAGUGAGAAUAUUGAAAUAUGUCAAAAGAGCAAAGAUUUACACUAAAUGUAAAUAUACAAUAAAAAUCGUAUAACUAUUCCGUCCUUCUAAGCCUCGUGAUGUUAGGGACAUCAACAGCUACCUCGCCAGUAAUGUUAGGGACAUCAACAGCUACAUCGCCAGUGAU
This is a messenger RNA of Pecten maximus, 1267 nucleotides long. Its product is annotated as alpha-(1,3)-fucosyltransferase C-like. The coding region runs from base 1 to 1146 and encodes 381 amino acids. The transcript is spliced from 2 exons. NCBI's taxonomy places the organism in Eukaryota, Metazoa, Mollusca, Bivalvia, Pectinida, Pectinidae. The record is from RefSeq and is a predicted model, not a curated record. Gene Ontology annotation, molecular function: alpha-(1->3)-fucosyltransferase activity. Gene Ontology annotation, cellular component: membrane.